Molecule: messenger RNA, 492 nt
Organism: Botrytis porri
Lineage: Eukaryota; Fungi; Ascomycota; Leotiomycetes; Helotiales; Sclerotiniaceae
Exons: 2
Coding region: 1-492 (163 amino acids)
Source: RefSeq, a predicted model, not a curated record
AUGGGAGAACCUGAGCCAUAUGAAGCAUUAUCAUAUUGUUGGGGUGAUGCCAUUUGCAAGGUUCCAAUAACGGUCAAUGGCAAGAGAUUCGAUGUCAUCACCAAUCUCUUUGCUGCCAUGCAGAAGCUGAAGGAGACGGAUAACGAUAAUGACGAGAAGAAGAGUAAAGAGAUGCUAGUCAUGCGUGAUGUCUAUAAGAAGACUGAAAGGUGUUUGUUCUGGCUUGGGGAGUUCGAGGAUACCAAACCUGUGGCCACUAUCUUCGAUCUGAUACGGAAGGGCAAAGAAUUACAGUGUGCAUCUGACAUCAAUAAUUUGCCACCUAAGGAUAAAUAUCGCUUCUGGGAGAGUCUUGGACUUCUAGGUAUAGAUAUUUCUGCAUGGGGAAUAGUGGAUAACAUCAUGGCUGCUCCAUGGUGGAAGAGAGUGUGGGUUAUUCAGAAAAUCACAUUCUUGAAAGAAGUCGUGGCAAUCUGCAGAAGUGAGAAGUAG